CCACGCAGUGACCACAGUCCAUCAGUCAGUCAACAUGGGGCGCCAUCCGUGGAUGCUGCUGACCACUGCAUUGCUCAUGAUUCUCACCAUAGUCGACGGACGGGUUCUCCACAAAGGAAGAGUGCGGUCCGCAAGCCGAUGGUACACGCUAAGUUCCUCUCCCAGGUUCACCCUGCUGGGGCCGGACCUCCUGAGGGCAGACAGUCCAGAGAACAUCUACCUGCAGGCGGACGAAGUGUCCGACCCCGUGUCUGUCUCCAUUAUCGUCCAGGACUACGCGAAGACAACACUCCAUCAAACCUCUGUCACACUGGACGCUGCGAACGGCUUCUCUGCUCUCACCACGAUACAGAUCUCAUCGGACACUCUGAACCGGGACGAGAGAAAGAACAAGCUUGUGUACCUGAAGGCAAACUUUGAAGGGCACCACACCAUUGAGUCGGAGAUCAUGGUGACCUUUCACAAGGGCUUUAUCUUCAUCCAGACGGACAAACCCAUUUACAACCCUGGAGACAGUGUUUGGUUCAGAGCCUUUGUGUCGUCUCCGUCCUUCAAAGCCCAGGACGACUCCAUCACCAUUGACAUCGAGAACCCGGACGGCGUGGUGGUGAGGCAGAUCAGUCGGAGCAGAUCCUCCGGUGGAAUCUUAUCAGACACCUUUCCUUUAUCCGAAAUGGUCAACGAAGGCAAGUGGACGGUGACGGCGAAAUUUGACCACUGGAAGCAGAACACAUUCAAGGCCCAUUUUGAAGUGAAGAAAUAUGUGCUUCCUGCAUUCAACGUGACUCUGACGCCUCGGAAAUCCUUCCUCAAGUUGGACGACGACAGCCUGGAAGUGGAAAUUUCAGCCAGGUACCUGUACGGGGAGCCGGUCCAGGGAACGGCCUACGUCGUGUUCGGGGUGAAGAUCAACAAGGAGAUGCGGCGGUUACCUGAUGUCAAGCAGGUUUCAGACCUGAGCGGCGGAGUUGUCAAACUGUCGGUGGAGGAGCUGAAGAGGGCGUACCCCGACUACAAGACUCUGGUGGGCAACUCCAUAUAUGUCAAGGCCUCAGUUCUCACGAAUACAGGUAGCGAUCUGGUGGAAGCCGAGAAAUCUGGCAUUAAAAUCGUAGAGUCUCCCUACGUCGUCACCUUUAAAGACAUGUCUCCGUCCUACAAGACAGGGCUGCCCUUUGACUUCAGCAUCGUGGUCAGCCACCAUGAUGGCUCCCCGGCCAACAAUGUUCCACUGAAGGUGAAUCUGCUGCCGGAGCCUCUCGUGGCUUACUCUGGAGUAGCGCGAGCUUCCCUCAGCAUGCCCACCUAUCUGAGAGCAGAGACGAUUUCGGCAGAGACCAUGGACCCGGGGCUGAAACCAGAGCAGCAGGCGAAGAGCUCCAUCACUGUCGAGCCGUACUUCAGUUACGAUGUUGGUAAACAGAACUACCUGCACAUCUCUACCGACACCACCUCUGUGUCCGUGGGGGAAAUGAUGUCGCUGAAGCUGGUCGUGUCCGUGGGGGACCCCACCCAACGUCACGCUGUCAAACAUGUCACCUACUUGGUGAUGAACAAGGGAACCAUCAUUUCCGCCAAGCGUGUCAGUGUUGUGGGUCAGCAGCAUGCCAGCGUCGGUCUGAUGGUCACUCCGGACAUGAUGCCGUCAUUCCGGAUGGUGGCGUUCUACAGCAUUCCCUGGCAGAGGCGGGAAGAGGUGGUGUCCGACUCCAUCUGGGUGGAUGUUGCAGGUUCUUGUGUCGGCGAUCUCAAGGUCGAACCAGUGGAUGGAAGACAUCGAGACUAUAUGCCUGGAAAAGCCUUCAGUUUCAAAGUCCGAGGGGAUCCGGGUGCGAAGGUCACCUUUGCUGCCGUGGACAACGCCGUGUACCUGCUGAACCGUGACAGACUCACUCAGAGGAAGAUCUGGGGGAUUGUUGGGGACGGAGACAUUGGCUGCACCAAAGGCGGCGGCCGGGAUGCCAGACAAGUGUUCACAAAUGCAGGAGUGCACUUCUCCUCCAGUACUUCGUUUAAAACACAAUCAAGAAGAGUCCUGCAGUGUCCAGCAAAUCCCAGGAGGAGGCGCUCUGCAGACUUGCUGAAGCGUAAAGUGGAGCUGGAGAAUCACUACAAGGAGAAGCUUCUGCACCGCUGCUGCACAGACGGGCUGAGGGAGAUCCGCAUGCCGUACUCCUGCACCCGCCGCUCCCUCUACAUCACCGAGGGCUGGGAGUGUAUCCGGGCCUUCCGCUACUGCUGCGCCUCUUAUCGGGAUCAAGUGUUUGACACAGAGAUGCCCCCGACCGUGCCUCCCACAACUCCUGCGCCGACCACUACCAGACCCACGAUUCCUAUCCGCCGCUUCGGUUCUGUGGAUGUUUCGGCUCGACGGAUUAUGUUGACCAGCUCAAUGUUCUCGUGGUCCGCCGUGAGUGAGCCCAAAGUAAACGUCCAGACUUAUACCAACGUGUUCAAAGCUGCAGAGGAGCAGGAGGUGGUGGAGCGCAGUCAAGUGGCCGAGGUGGAGCAAGACAACGGUUGGGAGGACGAGGACGAUUAUGCCGAUGAAACCGAAGUCUACCGACGCUUCAAGUUCUUCGAGUCCUGGCUGUGGACUGAUACACUGCUGCCCACUGAGGCUGAACAGGAUGGGUUAGCGUCGAAGAAGAUCGAGCAUCCCUUGCCGGACAGCAUCACAGAGUGGGGGAUUCUGGCGAUCAGUGCGUCACCUCAGACGGGCUUCUGUGUAGCUCAGCCCUACAACGUCAAAGCAUGGAAGAGCUUCUUCGUCGACCUGAAGCUGCCGUACUCUGUGGCGAGAAACGAACAAGUGGAAAUCAAAGCUGUGAUCCACAACUACAGGGAGACCGACCUUCAUGUACGAGUGGUCCUGAUGAAGACGGAGGGCAUGUGCAGCGUCGCCUUUAAGGACAAACACACGCAGGAGCUCGCGCUACCCGCUGGAUCUUCAAAAGUGGUGCUGUACACAAUAGUGCCCCUAGUGGUGGGGAGCCUCCCCAUUGAGGUGAUGGUGCUCGCCAGGGAUUUGAUGGGAAGCGACAGGAUCCAGAAGCCUCUGAAAGUAGUGAUGGAUGGAGUGCAGAAGACUGCAGUGUGGAGUGUUGUUUUGAACCCGGCUGCUGUAGGAGGAACGCAGACAGUACGUAUGGGCAAGAUCGAACUGAAAUCGCUGGUGCCACACUCAAUUCCAGAGACCUUCAUCAACGUCAGAGGAAAUGUUCUGGCUGACAGUAUUGACAACUCCAUCAACGAGGACUCACUCGCGUCCCUGAUCCGGAUGCCUGGUGGCUGUGUGGAGCAGAACCUGGCCACCAUGACGCUGCCGCUCAUAGCUACUCUCUACCUGGAGAGAACUAGCGGUUGGCAGAGUGUUGGGGUGGAGCGCAAGGCCCAGGCACUGCAGUACAUCAGAAGAGGCUACGAGAAACAGCUGUCGUACAAGAAAAAGGAGGGCUCUUACCCCCCCUAUAGGAGAGAGGGGGCAAGUACAUGGAUCACGGCGUAUGUGGUGAAGGUUUUCUCCAUGGCUCACUCCAUCAUUGGGGUCAACGAGCAGCAAGUGUGCGAUCCACUGAUGUAUCUGGUGAAAAACAAACACCGACUGCCUCAGGGGAAGUUUGUAGAGAACAACCCUGUGUACAGCACCACCAUGACAGGAGGCAUGCGUGGUGAUGACCCCGAGAUCACUCUGACCGCCUUCGUCCUCAUCGCCCUCGCUGAGGCGCAGCAGGCUGGGAUCAGAUGCUCUGACUCCGAGACACAGGCAGUAUUGCAGAAAACCACUGAAUAUCUCAAGAGAGCUGUGGCAGUGCCCUCCAGACGACCUUACACUGUGGCCAUCGUGUCGUAUGCCCUGGCUCUGGUGAAGGACACCGCUCAGUUUGACCCAACUGUGCAUUUACUGAAAGCUUCAGAGGGAGAAGGCAGCCACUGGCCGGACAGAACCAGCAGAUGGAUCAGUCAGGAAGGAACCGGCUACGCCCUCCUGGCGCUGGUGAAACUGGGGAAGCUAAAACAAGCUAUGGCUCCUUUCAACUGGCUGAACAGCCAGCGCAGUUUGGGAGGAGGAUUUGGACCCACUCAGUCCACCAUGGUGGUUCUGCACGCUCUGUCCGAGUACCUGAUCCACCAACCCUCAGAGGACAGUACUCUGAAUGUGGACCUCAGGAUGCCGGGGCGAAAAGAUGUUCGGUACCAUUUCAACCCCAAGACGGCCUAUGCUGCCCGCUCCUCCAGGCUGCCUGCUAAUCUGGCCCUGGACGUGGUAGCUCAAGGAAACGGCGAGGGCAUACUGGAGGUGGUGACCUAUUACAACCAGAUGCCCCAGGAAGCGGAGAAUUGCCCGCACUUUGACCUCAGCGUCAACAUCGAAGAGUCCAGCGAAAAACCUCCGGCAGAUGUGGAGAAGUCUUUCAUGCUCACCAUCAAGGUCAGGGCUUCACAGCUCCAGGAUGUCAGGAUGGUGGUUCUAGACAUCAGUCUCCCCACUGGCUUCACCCCCGAAAACUCAGAUCUGGAAAUGUUGUCCAACUCAGUGGACCGCUACAUCAGCAACUUCCAGAUCGUAGAUAACCUGAGUGACAGAGGGUCUCUGAUCAUCCACCUGUUCAAGGUUUCUCACAGUGAGCCGGAUAUCCUGAUGUUCCGGCUCCAGCAGAGGUUCAGAGUGGGUCUUCUCCAGCCGUCCUCAGUGACUGUGUACGAAUACUACAACCCAGAUCGCCGUUGCAGUCAGACGUACACCCCCCCGGAGAACCAGGAGGCGCUCUCUCGAAUCUGCCAGGACAACGUCUGCCGCUGCACUCAGGGCGACUGCUGCAUCUCCAAAAGCAACACUGCAGUCAUCUCCAGUGCAGAGAGGGUGUUCUUCGCCUGCAAGAGUUUACACCACGUUUUGCAGGUGCAGGUGCUGAAUGUCAGCCAGAGCUACUACGACAAGUACGAGGUGUCGGUGACUGAAGUCAUCAAACUGGGAGUGGAGGCGGGCGUUGAGAUGGGUCAGAGGAGGGUCUUCAUGUCCCACGGGGGCUGCAGAGAGGGGCUCAACCUGAAGGUGGGCUCCAAGUACCUCAUCAUGGGUCCCGCAGAAGACCAGUGGAGCGUGGACGGUGCCACCAACAGAUUCAUCUACAUGCUGGGCAAAGAUACCUGGGUCGAGCACUGGCCGACAGACAGCGAAUGCUCAUCUGACGCCACUCUGCGGAACAUAUGUUUGAACCUACAAGAGACCGCAUCAGAGCUGCUGCUUUUCGGCUGCAGGGUGUAGAGGAGAAGAGCCACGCAACCCACUGUGCAGUUCCCAGAUUAGAUCUGUAUGUUCUGGAGCAGCAAACUAAAUCACUUUGUAAAGAUUUAUUUCAGUUGUAAUGAAUUCAAGUUGUAAAUAAAAUUUGGACUCAU
Molecule: messenger RNA, 5403 nt
Organism: Synchiropus splendidus (mandarinfish)
Lineage: Eukaryota; Metazoa; Chordata; Actinopteri; Syngnathiformes; Callionymidae
Product: complement C3-like
Exons: 42
Coding region: 35-5269 (1744 amino acids)
Cellular component (GO): extracellular region
Molecular function (GO): protein binding; endopeptidase inhibitor activity
Source: RefSeq, a predicted model, not a curated record